Molecule: messenger RNA, 5139 nt
Organism: Heteronotia binoei (common prickly gecko)
Lineage: Eukaryota; Metazoa; Chordata; Lepidosauria; Squamata; Gekkonidae
Product: E3 ubiquitin-protein ligase RBBP6-like
Biological process (GO): ubiquitin-dependent protein catabolic process; mRNA processing; protein ubiquitination
Cellular component (GO): nucleus
Molecular function (GO): zinc ion binding; ubiquitin protein ligase activity; nucleic acid binding
Source: RefSeq, a predicted model, not a curated record
AUGUCACAGUCUGGCCACGAAUAUGAUCCGAUCAAUUACAUGAAGAAACCCCUGGGUCCACCUCCACCGACUUACACUUGCUUCCGUUGUGGGAAACCUGGCCACUAUAUAAAGAACUGCCCGACCAAUGGGGACAAAAACUUUGAGUCUGUUCCCCGGAUUAAAAAGAGCACAGGGAUUCCUCGAAGCUUCAUGAUGGAGGUGCAGGACCCGACGACCAAGGGUGCCAUGCUGACCAACACAGGGAAAUACGCCAUCCCGACGAUCGAUGCAGAGGCUUAUGCUAUAGGCAAGAAAGAGAAGCCCCCUUUCCUGCCGGAAGACCCAUCUUCCUCAUCAGAAGAGGACGACCCAAUCCCCGAUGAGCUGCUGUGUUUGAUCUGCAAAGAUAUAAUGACUGAUGCCGUGGUCAUCCCCUGUUGUGGAAACAGCUACUGCGAUGAAUGUAUCCGAACAGCCCUGCUGGAAUCAGAGGAGCACACCUGCCCGACUUGUCACCAAACAGACGUUUCUCCUGAUGCUUUAAUCGCCAACAAAUUCUUGCGCCAGGCUGUCAAUAACUUCAAGAACGAAACCGGCUACACAAAGCGGCUCCGCAAGCCCCCCCCGCCCCCUCGGCAGGCGGCUCCACGGAGCAUGCCUUCCGUGCCGAGGGCAGCCAUGUCAAGACAGCAAGACCCCCUGAUGGUUCCACCCUCAUCCGCUCCAGUUCACGCUGCUGCAUCCCUCGCCCUGCCACUGGCAUCAGCGACGUCUGCCUCUGCUCCCGCUGGGGAGGUCCCAGCACCUGUGUCCAUGGCUGCUCACCCUGACAAGCCGGAAGGGCCCUUCCGGGAGGGUGACAGUAUUGGUCCACCAGCUGCUCUGGUGGCUGCCUCGGAACACUCAAAGCCGCCUCCCUCGUUGUCUGUGAAUGCCGUGAUGGAGGAGAAGGUACGCUCCGUCCCUGGAGUGGACUCGCCCUGUCCCGUUUACCGCAGCGGCCUCUCCUUCUCUUCCUGUCCUUCCUCCAAGGGCUACCAGGUUCCUGUGCUUGGGCAGCCAGCCCUGGCAGGACAGCUGGGACCCCACGGGCAUUCCAUCCCCUCCAUGGGUCAGCCAAUGAGACCCAACCCUCUUCGUUCUGCAGGCAGCCGGUCCGGCUGGGAGCCAGGUCUGAAGCGUGUUGGGGAGGGGGCUCGGGGGGUGGCCAGGGCAGCCGGGGCUCAUAGAGCGGAGGAGGCCCUGCAGCCGAGGAGGGGCAUUUUACUACAAAGGGGUGCACCCAGUGUCCGUCUCCCUUUCCUCUCUUGCAAUCCUGGGACAAGUGUAACACUCAGUGACAACGUGUUUUUGGGUUUCUUUAGAAGUUCAAACCGAGGACGCCCGCAUAGUGACCGCACACAAAGGACCCAGGCCCCAACACUGCCAGCCUCCACCCAAGUCUUUGUGCCCGUGCCGCCUCCUCCGCCCCCCCUGUUCCCUCCGCCCCCCCACGCCCUUCCUCUUCCACCGGGGGUGCCUCCGCCACAGUUUCCUCCUCAGUUUCCACCGGGUCAGCCUCCACCUGCCGGGUACACGGUCCCCCCUCCGGGAUACCCCCCAGCUCCAGCAAACAUAUCAACACCUUGGGUACCAACACCAGUGCCAACGGCUCACUCAAAUGCCAUCCCAACGACACAACCACCUCCUCUAUCUAGGGAGGAGUUUUACAGAGAGCAACGGAGACUUAAAGAGGAGGAAAAGAAAAAAUCAAAACUUGAUGAGUUUACAAAUGAUUUUGCUAAGGAACUGAUGGAAUACAAAAAAAUCCAGAAGGAGCGCAGGCGUUCUUAUUCCCGCUCCAAAUCACCCUAUAGUGCGUCUUCGUAUUCAAGAAGUUCUUAUACGUACUCGAAGUCGCGAUCCGGCUCGUCCCGCUCGAGGUCAUACUCCCGGUCGUUCAGCCGCUCCCACUCCCGCUCCUACUCCCGGUCACCACCCUACCCCCGGAGGGGCAGGGGGAAAAGCCGGAAUUACCGUUCCAGGUCGCGGUCUCACGGGUAUCAUCGGUCCAGAUCCAGGUCCCCCCCCCACCGGAGGUAUCAUUCUCGGUCCAGGUCUCCCGUUUACAGGGGCCAGUCCCCAAGCAAGCGCCCCGCCCCACAGGGGGAAGGGGAAAGGGAGUAUUUCAGUCGAUACCGAGAAGUCCCAGCCUAUGACAUGAAAGCGUACUAUGGGAGGCCUGUGGACCUGAGAGGAGACCUCUUUGAGAAGGACAGAGUCCGGGACUGGGAAUGCUACAGAGACUGGUGUGAGAAAUAUUACAAGGGCUUCCCAGCUGGAGCUCAGCCCAGACCUCUGCUGAACAGAGAGAACUUCUCCCCGGAGCGCUUUGGCCCACUAGGACCUCGCCGAGAGAACUCUCCAUAUAUUCGGGGACGUCGAGACGAGUACCUGGGAGGGCUGGGCCAUCGGAACCGCAGCAUAGGCUCCGCCUACUCUGAAAAGCUGCUCAGCCGGGAGGGCCACGGAAUGAAAGAAAUGCCCAAACCGAAAGAGAAGGAGCCGGAAAACACCUCGGGAGAUGGGAAAGGCAACAAGCAUAGGAAGCACCGGAAGAGAAGGAAGGGCGAGGAGGGCGAGGGCCUUCCUUCCAGCACCGACCUCUUGGAAGGCUCACGGAAGUCAAGGGACCCUGCCGGGGGGGAAGACAGCAAGCCUGAACCCCUCUUCAUGCUCCCCAGCAGGGACGAUGCCACUCCUGUCCGGGACGAGCCCAUGGAAGCCGAUUCCGUUGCCUUCAAGCCCACGUCUGACAAGGAGAGGAAAGAGAAGCCAAAGGGCAGAGCCGAGAAGACCAAGCGCAAAGCAGAAGGCACAGCCACCCCCAAGAAAGACACGAUGGCAAAACCGACAAAAGCAGCCCCAGAGAAGUCGGAGGCCGAGCACGAGAAGUCCCCGCGGGCUGACCUUCCCUCCAGAAAAGCCAAGGAGGAGCAGCUGCCCAAGACCGAGAGCAGCAAGUCGUCUUCUCAGAAGGACGAGAAGCCCUCCAGCAGCACCCCACGCAAAGUUCACCUCCGAGCCACGAAAGAACACCCGGAACCCAGAUCGGCCAAGGAGGAGAAAGCCAGGAAGGAGCACCCCAAGGAGACCAAAGGCGAGAAGCAGCCGCCGCCGCCGAGCAAGGAGGAGAAGGCCAAGAAGCCAGCAGACAGGAGCAAAGCUGUGGAGGCCAAGCCUGAAAAGAGGAAAAGGAGGGUGGAGGAGAAAGCAGACCAGGAAGCUGCCGCUGCCACCGCCACAGUCAGGCCGCCCAAGCAAGAGGCGGCUGAGCUGAAACUCUCACCCAAGGGCCCCGCGGAGCCUGAGGGCGAAAAGGCAGCCAGGAGCCCGGAGAAGGAGGAGAAGAUGGUGUCGCCGGUGGUGCCAGCCAAGAAGAUCAAGCUGAACAGAGAAACUGGCAAGAAGAUUGUCAGUACUGAGAACGUGGCCCCCCCUCCCAAAGACCCCCCUGCAGAGAAGGCGGAGCCAGCCAGCAGCAAAGGGAAGCCCGAGAAGAGCAAAGGGAAGCUGAGGAGGAAAGUGGCAGCAGGGGACGCAGCCACCUCCACGCUGGUCGAUUACCCCAGCACCAGCUCCGCUGGAGAGCCUGUACGGAAGUCAGAAGAGAAGCCUGACAACAAGCGCACCGUCAUUAAGACGAUGGAAGAAUACAACAACGACAUCAUGGCCCCCGCUGAGGACGUCAUCAUCAUGAUCCAGGUGCCACAGUCCAAAUGGGACAAAGACGAGUUUGACUCCGAGGAAGAGGAGGAAGAGGUGGUGAAGUCGACGCAAGUCCCUUCCACAGUUGGGAAGCCCACGAGCGUCGUAAAGACCGUUGGCGUGAAGCCGCCCAUCAAACAGAACGAGAAGGAUCCUGAGCCUUCAGAGAAGACCCCGAGAACCUCAAAAGAACCGGGGCAUGAGAGCUCCGCUCCUGACUCCAAAAGCUCCAAACCCACGUUAUUGAAUGAGAAAGGGAAGCAGGACCGGGAGCAUUCUGCCUCCGACAGAGACUCUUUCGAGAAAAGAAGAGCAGCGGGAUCCGCAGAGAAGGAGCGCCCCCGAGCAAGGAGCUGUGAAGAGCGGCUCUUCCUCUCAUUCUUCCAAAGAGAGCAGGUCUUCGAAAAGCAUGACACCGCCCACGGGUCUUCUGCCAGGGACUUCACACCUACCUGGGACAAGAAGUCAGACCACGACAGCAGCAGAGAGCAUUCAGGCUCCAAGCGAAGAGAGGACAGGAGCGAUGUCUCCCGGAAGAAAGCCUCCCCUUCCCGAAAUCGGGAGCCUGCCUCCUCAGGACAAAAGAACAAGCCGAGGGGGACGAGAGAUUGGAGCGCCAAAAAGGGAGCCGGGGACUCCAGGAGGAGCAGCUACAGCCCUCCGAGGGACCGAAGGCAAAGUGACCACAAGGCUGCCUAUGAGUCCAGGCGUCCAGCCGAACACCGCAGAUCCCAGGAGAGAGGCUUCGGCAAAGAGAGAGAGAAGCGGCCAUCGUCUGAGACCCGGAGCAACAAAGAGCGGGUGGGGGGGAGCAAACCCCCGCACAGGCGAUCCUCCCCAGAGACGAGAGAGCAAGGGGCCACGCCAAAUGACAACAAGAGCUCCUCCUCCAAACCAAAGCCCCAGCCAAGCCACUCUUCCCGGCUGUCUUCUGACCCAACGAGAGAAACAGACGAGGCCGCCUUUGUGCCGGACUACAACGAAAGCGACAGCGAGAGCAACACCUCUGACUUGCCAGGCAAAAGUGCCCGGGACGGGAAGGAGAAGGCCCCCGACAAAGCUCAAGAGCCUGUGGCGGCAGUGGUGGCAACAGCAUGCCGGCCGCCCCCUCCCGGCGGGAGCAGCCAGAGCAGCCCCAGCGCUAGCCGCAGCCAGAGCCCCUCGGAGAGCCAGGGCCGCAGCAGCAGCGCCAGCUCUGCCGACAGCCAGGACAGCAAGAAGAAGCGGAAGAAGAAAGACAAGAAGAAGCGGAAGAAGCACAAAAAGCACAAGAAGCACAAGAAGCAGGCGGGGGCGGAGGGGGAGGCGGAGAAAAGCCAAAAACACAAACACAAGAAGAAGAUCCAGAAGAGCAAAGACAAGGAGAAGGAGAGGGAGGACCAAAAGGCCAAGGCAGGGGGGGCUGCCUGA